GUUGGUUAGUUGGGUGAUUGAUACAGCUGAAAAUUUCUCGCAAGUUUAUUUUCUGCCAGUGAAGAUAAAUACAUCACCUAUCCGAAGCGUUCCACGGUAGCACCUCAAGACGCAGUCCUAGGAAAGUCACGACCCCGAACCGUGUACCUCGGUGGUUACCAUAUGUUGGAAAGAAAUUCAUAGCCAGUUCCAUUCAUUUCUGGAGAGAAGACCUGCAUUUUUGGGGUGAUCUGGAUCCGAAUUCCGCUGCUCGCGAUGAGAAGAUAAUAAAUCAAUAAGCAUGCCACGUAAUGUUACCAACAGCAGAGGACUGUGAUAUGACGCGGAUGCAGCUACUAUCGAACAGGAAUUGAAGGCAAAACAAUAAGGACGUCGCAAGAUACGGUUUAUUCAAAGGAAGUCGUUAGGAAGAAGGAUUUUAAGUGAAAAGUCACUGCGGUCUGCAGAGCUCACGCACAAUAUUAAGGAAGUUGACGUAUUAAUCACACACUCACGCAACAGUGAGUAGGAUGCCCCUGCUAUAUCGCAUAGUCAGCUCGCUGCUGGGAAUCAUCCUAGCCAUUCGAUCGUUCACUUUGGCAGCUCAACACGAUGUCAUUUACGCUAUCAAUGCCGGUGGCGAAUCACACAUUGACUCCCACGGGAUCAAGUACGCCCGAGACCCUUUGAUGGGAAAAACAGGAACGGAAUCCGACUACGGCAAGCAACUGCUGAUGAUUAAUCGUGUCAAACCGGACGAUGAACUGCUGUAUCAAACUGAACGGUACCACCACGACACCUUUGGAUACGAGCUACCCAUCGCCGGUGAUGGAGAGUACGUGCUGAUUUUGAAGUUCUGCGAAGUAUACUUCAAUGCUCCUAAUAUGAAAGUGUUCGAUGUGUUACUCAACAGCCGUCACAUGGCCAUAACGGAUUUGGAUAUAUUCUCAUUGGUUGGAAAGGGGACUGCUCAUGAUGAGUAUGUGUACUUCACCGUUUCUCGAGGUAGACUGUAUUUCAAAGAGGAAGACUCGGAGAUUCGAGGGGGCAAAGUGAAACUGGAAUUCCUCAAGGGUUACAAAGACAAUCCGAAGGUCAACGCAAUUGUCCUGAUUAAGGGCUAUGAUGAAGCGACUUUGCCUCGCUUGGCAUCGUUGACAAGUGAACAACCGGCACAGGAGCUGCAUGGGGACACGCAAAACGAACCCAGUUCCGUCGGAGAUGGGGAUGUCCAGAACGAUGCUAAAGCUAAACAGCGCAAGACCAGCGGUCCGAAGCAACCCAAUCCGUAUUCACUGGACGAAUCGUCCAUGAUGUUGCCGGUGUUCAUAGCGAUCGGAGCAUUUAUUCCACUGCUUUUCUGUUUGUGUCGACUGUGAUUUUGUUGCAAGCAAGCUCAUCUUGAUUUUAUAAGUAGACAUAUAGGAACGCACGGUUCUCGGGAACGAGUUCCAGUAAGUUUGUUGAAAUAUUUUUAAUUAGCAAUCACUUUUAUUUUUAACAUUCGAAACAUGGGUGUAUCGGUUCAGUUGUAAUACCUCUGCAAGGUCGGGACAAAGGAUUGGGAUUUGAUAAUACUUAAUGGAAAGGGUUUGAAUGCGUAUUUAACGUGAAUUCGAGGCUAUGAAAUUUAACGUAACAAAAUUUCUCAGCCUCGAAACAACAUCAAAACAAGUGUUUGUUCCAGCGGUAGAUAUAUUCAAUUGUAAAUAGCUCAGAGCAAACGGCGAAAAAUAAUAAUAAUAAUGAAAAAAAAAUAUACAACUGUUUCGGAAUUGUGUUCAAAACACUGUCCUUAGACAGAAUCGAUUUUAGGGACGACAACGGUUAUCAUUGUUUUCGGUAGCUUAAAACUACGGCAGAUUCUUACCAUUCAGCAGCAUAUAUUUAAGUACUACACUCAAUUCUGCUUCUACGCGAUUUUUGUUUUCCGUUCGUAUUUUUGAUGGUGUGAUCUCAAAUUUCAACCAACUUGUUUUAAAAAAAUUGAAAAAUAAUCAAGCAAAAAUUAGGUGGUAUUGAAAUUUAGUUGUAGGUCAUUUGGCAUAAUGGUCGAUUGGCAUAACGGUAAUUGCUUAAUGGCGAGUUUUACUGUUUUUGAUUUUGUGAGUCAAUAUGUAUGCUAAUAUGUUGCGGCCAAACGUGGCACAAUCUUGAAAUGUGUGUAGUCGUCCUAAAUGAGGCCAAAAUCGAUAAAAUCAAAAUCCCAUAAAAACAGAAUUGAGUGUACUAUUAUUACUCAAGUUAAUGCAUUUGUGUAAACCGAACGCUCAAAGUUGUGUUAUUCCUUAAUGAGUUAGGUGAAUGUUUCGUUCUUCUGACUGCGGUAGCUCAGUUCAAGAAAGGCAGCAGCUCCCAACUUGUACUUAUUUUAAUUAGUCUACUAGGGUUGAAGUUGUUGAGAGGAGCAUCCAAAAAAAAAAACAUGUUUGCAAUGCAUGAGACUAUUUAUAGGCAGGCUUAGGUAGUGAACCGAGACAUGCACGUGAUUUUAUUUUCGUGAGGGUUCUCUUAGAUGAGCGAUUUUUUCAUUAAUCCUAUAUUUAAUCGACUGGUUCCCGAAACCAACUUGGGUAAGAGAUUAAAACAUUUUACCCGAACCAUGGUGAAAAUGGUCACGUGCACCCUCGUUUCACUACCGUUGCCUGUUCAUAGGAUAUUAAUUUAAGGGCAGUCAUUUUUUUUCUUGUGUUGGAUUGUAGUUUUAGGCAGUUCAAAGAGUUUUUAUUUGUAUGAAGUGGAAACAAACUGCUGGCGUGCAGCAUGUAUCAAUAGAUGAAACAAUGAAAGCAAAACAAAAUAAAGUUUUAAUGAUUGAA
This is a messenger RNA of Ochlerotatus camptorhynchus, 2798 nucleotides long. Its product is annotated as malectin-A. The transcript has 2 exons. Lineage: Eukaryota; Metazoa; Arthropoda; Insecta; Diptera; Culicidae. Gene Ontology annotation, molecular function: carbohydrate binding. Gene Ontology annotation, cellular component: membrane. Bases 510 to 1358 code for a protein of 282 amino acids. The record is from RefSeq and is a predicted model, not a curated record.